GUAUCUGUGGAUGGCAAUGGAUGGUUUAAGUUGUUCUUCGUUGGCGUAUUGCUGUUUAUUCUAAUUUUCAUGACAUUAUUUUUAUAACAAUACCUCGUGGACUACAAAAAAUAGUGUGAAAUGACUUUUUUCGAAGAUACGUUAAUUGUUUUGAUUUCUCAGGUAAUAUUCUUCGUAGGAGGAUGGAUAUUUUUUGUGAAGCAGUUGUUUCGAGACUAUGAAGUUCACCACCUAUUAGUACAACUCAUAUUCUCCAUUACAUUUGCUCUCAGCUGCACGAUGUUUGAGUUGAUCAUAUUUGAAAUCAUUGGGUAUUUGGACACCAGUUCCAGAUAUUUCCACUGGAAUAUGGGGCUGUACUCACUGCUGUUCAUGGUCAUAGCCCUCAUACCAUUCUACAUAGCUUACUUUUGUAUAAGCAAUAUUAGAUUUGUAUCUCAAAAUGUAAUAAGACCACUAACAAUGUUUGUUUGGUUCAUAUAUCUAUAUUUCUUCUGGAAAAUCGGCGAUCCAUUUCCGAUCUUAAGUCCGAAACAGGGCAUAUUUUCGAUAGAGCAAGGUGUAUCUCGUAUCGGUGUUAUAGGAGUCACCGUGAUGGCCCUUCUCUCUGGUUUUGGUGCCGUGAACUAUCCUUACACAUCUAUGGCUAUAUUUUUAAGACCUGUAACACAAUCAGAUGUGUUAUCAAUAGAGAAGAAGUUGCUUCAAACGAUGGACAUGAUAUUAGUGAAGAAGAAAAGGAUAGCACUAGCCGAAGCCAACAGUGUGGGAGCGAGACAGCAAUAUAGCAUGUUAGACCAGUCUAAUGCCAAGAACAGAGGGUUUUGGACCAAUAUAUUGUCUAGUGUUGGGAGUAUAGCCAACCCAUUGGGACAUGGGACUGAAAAUAUAACUCAACUUCGCCAAGAGAUAGCGGGUUUAGAGGAGCUAAGUCGCCAGCUGUUCCUGGAAGCGCACGACGCUAGAACAAUGAGAGAGAGGAUAGAAUGGUCUAGAACGUUCCAGGGGAAGUACUUCAACUUCCUCGGCUAUUUCUUCUCCUUGUACUGUAUUUGGAAGAUUUUUAUUUCGACAAUAAACAUAGUAUUCGACCGGGUUGGCAAGAAGGAUCCGGUGACGCGUGGGCUGGAGAUCGUCGUCCACUGGGUGGGCUGGCGGCUGGACGUGGGCUUCUGGUCGCAACACGUCUCCUUCAUACUGGUGGGCGCAAUCGCGCUUACCAGCAUUAGGGGCUUGCUGCUUACACUUACUAAGUUCUUCUACAAGAUCUCUUCAUCCAAAUCAUCGAACAUCAUCGUUCUCAUUCUAGCACAGAUAAUGGGUAUGUACUUCUGUUCUUCCGUCCUGCUCAUGCGCAUGAAUAUGCCUCCGGAAUACCGUAUCAUCAUCACCCAGGUCUUAGGAGACUUGCAGUUUAACUUCUACCAUAGAUGGUUUGAUGUAAUAUUCUUAGUCAGUGCCUUGACUAGUAUAUUUACCUUGUAUCUCGCUCAUAAGCAACCCUCGGUUAGUUAGGGGUUAGGGGAGCCUUUAUGUUUUUAGGGCUUGGAGUUUCUAUAUUCUUAUAGAUGGACCUCUUUGGUUGACACAAGAAUAUACUGGUGCUAUAGAAAAAAAUGUACAAUUCUACGCCGUGUAGCGAACACACGCAAGCGUCUUUUCAAAAUAUCACAUUCUGAUCAUGGUAUAAGAAAACCAGGAAACUCAAUCCUAUGAAAAGCCGCCAUUGCUAGCCGUUUGAUGACGUAAGUGUUACCACUGUGUUACUAUUAAAUUGGUAUCUCCAACAUUCCAAGGACAUAAAUUUUAUUAAGUAUUGAAAAUUAAGUGAAUUACGCACAUAUUAUAUAAAAAUAAUUAAAACUGUAAGUAAAUCUUUUACUAAAAGUUCAAAAUUGCCUUGCAAAGUAAAUGAAAAACAUUGGUCGUGGGUAUUUUUUUUUACGAAAUGGCAACGCAGAGUGGGAUGAUGUGAGCUGGGCUAACCUUGAAAUGUUAGCUGUCACUUUUGAGCAUACCUGGGCUUCUUAUACCAUUUUUUUAUUUUGAUUAAGAUGUGAUUUUCUUCAACAAAACCUCGAUUUCUCUCAAUUAAUCCCAGUAAGUUAAUAAAAAAAAAUACCUUUGAUCUUCUUCUCUCGUGUGGGUUGUGAGGUGGAUUACCAACCUCAACCCUGGUGUCAGGGUUAUUAUUGAGCCGCCAAAGGCCCCUGACAUGGCUCAUCUAACGACUACUUACUUACAUCAGUAAGUAGUAACCGGGACCAACGGCUUAACGUGCCUUCCGUAGAUCAUCUUACUUUUUGGACAAUCAGGUGAUCAGUCUGUAAUUUCCUAACCAAACUAGGGAUCACAAAGUAAUUUUUGGGAUAUGUCCCUACCGGGAUUCGAACCCGGGUCAACCACUGGACCACGGAGGGCGUUAUAAUAUAUUUUAUAACUUCUCCCUAUAUUCAGCUUUACUUCAAUAUUGUUCACUCCAAGCCCUACGUAGAAUACUUUUAACUUAACUAUAACUUAAGUUUUGCUGAAGACUGAAUGUGUACAUAAUUAAGUGAAAAGUGUAGCUAAGGUGGAAUCUAGGUAUCUAAAACGACCACAUUGAAGUAAUUCAUAAAAAAAAUCUGUAUUGCAAUAUGACUUUUGCUUAUAUGGCGGAAACAAAUGCCAAAUAGCAAUAUUGCUUUUCUGUUAUGUAAAUAUCCGCAGUGGAGCAGCGUGGUGGAGUAUGCAUAAGCGUAUUAAAAUAAUAUUCUAAUUCGGGUUCUCUUCUGUGUUCUAAAUCAGGAUAUGGGAACCGUGUUACCCCGAAUUUAACGCGAGCGAAGCCGCGGGCAAAAGCUAGUAUAUAGUAAAAUAAAUAUUUAUAUCAUGAUUCGUCACCAGCCCAUUAACGUCCCCACUGCUGGGGCACGGGCCUGCCCUAUGGAUGGAUAGGGAGAUCGGGCCUUAAACCAUCACGCGGGCCCAGUGCGGAUUCAUGGUUAUUAACGACUGCUAUUGCAGCCGGGACCAACGGCUUAACGUGCCUUCCGAAGCACGGAGGAGCUCGAGAUGAAAACUUUUUUUUGUGGUCAUCAUAUCAUGAUUAAUCAAUACUUAGAAAUACGCUGUGUGUCAGGAUCGAAGCAAAUGGAAUUUUAUAUUCUCUGCUUACCCCGGUGGGAAAUAGGCGUGAGUUUAUUUAUGUGUGUAUGUAUGUGUAAAAAUACGCUUAAUCAGUUGUUCACAAAGUGUGCAGCGCAUGGUGGAGAGUAUAGAGGCGCUCCAGAAGCCAAAUGGCAAAUAAUCUCAUUUCUAUUAUCUCCACUGCGGGUUGGUAGAGAUAAUAAAACAUCUAUUGUAAAACCAAGUCACUAGAGGCCCUAGUAUAUAAAGUAACUAUUAUAGUAUUUAUAAAAGACAAAGUCUGUGUAAUAACUGUUCGUAUCUAAGUAUGUAAUAAUUGUUAAAAAAACUUGUAAAUAAAAUUACAUCGAAAUAA
Messenger RNA from Pectinophora gossypiella (pink bollworm), 3484 nucleotides. It is a transcript of the gene GPHR, whose product is annotated as Golgi pH regulator. Gene Ontology annotation, cellular component: Golgi cisterna membrane. Bases 121 to 1515 code for a protein of 464 amino acids. Gene Ontology annotation, molecular function: voltage-gated monoatomic anion channel activity. The transcript is spliced from 9 exons. Gene Ontology annotation, biological process: intracellular pH reduction. The record is from RefSeq and is a predicted model, not a curated record. NCBI's taxonomy places the organism in Eukaryota, Metazoa, Arthropoda, Insecta, Lepidoptera, Gelechiidae.